Messenger RNA from Chelmon rostratus (copperband butterflyfish), 546 nucleotides. RefSeq names its product fatty acid binding protein 7, brain, a (gene fabp7a). Bases 57 to 455 code for a protein of 132 amino acids. The record is from RefSeq and is a predicted model, not a curated record. Gene Ontology annotation, biological process: fatty acid transport. Gene Ontology annotation, cellular component: nucleus; cytosol. NCBI's taxonomy places the organism in Eukaryota, Metazoa, Chordata, Actinopteri, Chaetodontiformes, Chaetodontidae. The transcript has 4 exons. Gene Ontology annotation, molecular function: fatty acid binding.
AGAACAGCGGCUGUGUGACAGUCUCACUCUGAACUGGACCAACAACAUUUGCAAAAAUGGUUGAUGCUUUCUGUGCUACAUGGAAACUGGUUGACAGCAAGAACUUUGAUGACUACAUGAAGGCACUUGGUGUCGGUUUUGCCACAAGACAAGUGGGCAAUGUGACCAAACCAACAGUAGUGAUCAGCAAGGAUGGGGACAAAGUGGUGGUGAAAACCCUGAGCACCUUCAGGAACACCGAGAUCUCCUCCAAGCUGGGAGAGGAGUUUGAUGAGACCACACCUGAUGACCGGCAUGUCAAAUCCACCUUAACCAUGGAGGGAGACAAACUGGUGCAAGUGCAGAAGUGGGACGGCAAGGAGACCAAAUUUGUCAGAGAAAUCAAGGAUGGGAAGAUGGUGAUGACUUUGACUUUUGAGGGAGUCCAGUCAGUCCGCACGUAUGAGAAGGCCUAACCUACUUUACCAUCCACUUGAAUGAGCAAAUCACCCAUGCACUGCAACAAGGUGUCCUUCUUUUUAUUUGUUUUUUUUUUUUUUAAACAAA